AUGCAUUGUUUAUGGGUUUUUGCAGCCCGAAAAGCUCGACCUGGCCUCGGUCUAUGCUCUAGAACUGCCACUAUACAAACUUGUUCCAACGACCCAAUUAGCAAAUUUUCUCAAAAUGAAAAAAGAGUCCAUCCAAAUGCAGACUGUGAAGUUAAGUUAAAAUCAGGAUCAGUAUUUUGUAACUUGUCAAUUAUCCGCAUUGGAGCAACACCGUUGAGUUCCAAUAAUGGAAGACGAAUCUCUACACUACAUACCCAUCUUUAUCAAGAAGCAAGGAAUUUCUGUAAAUCUUCAGAACAAGAAAUACAGAAGGAUUUGUUCGAUUCUGCUGGUUCAUUAUCUUCUGGUGGCAUUAAUAGUGAAAUGGAAGAGUUUGAUAUCGAUACUGCAGAUGCUGAUUGUGCCGGACGUCCAAAUGUUGGGAAGUCAGCACUAUUUAAUCGUUUGAUACGAAGGAGGGAGGCCCUUGUUUACAACACUCCUAAUGACCAUGUUACACGGGAUAUACGAGAUGGGGUUGCUAAAUUGGGAGAUUUGCGGUUUAGAGUUUUGGAUUCAGCUGGCUUGGAAGCAGAGGUUUCGUCAAGUUCUGUUCUUGGCAGAACAGCAUCAAUGACAAAAACUGUAUUGGCGAGCUCCCAAUUUGCACUCUUCCUAGUAGAUGCAAGAGAUGGACUACAGCCCAUGGAUUUAGAUGUUGGAAAAUGGUUGAGGAAGCAUGCUUCUGGAAUCAAGACUCUUGUGGUGAUGAAUAAAGCUGAGUUGCUUGAUGACAUCAGUGGUUCUCUAGCUGCUGCUGCUGGUGAAGCUUACACAUUAGGAUUUGGUGAUCCCAUUGCUUUGUCUGCUGAAACUGGAUUGGGAAUGACAGAACUAUAUGAAGCUUUAAGGCCGUUGCUGGAGGACUACGUGCUCCGCAUCUUAAAAGAUGAGGAUAUCCACCAAAUUGGCUCCCGUGAGGAUGAGGACAUUGAGUCUAAGCUCCCACUACAAUUGGCAAUCGUAGGGAGGCCAAAUGUUGGAAAGUCAACGUUGCUAAAUGCAAUCUUGCAAGAAAAUCGAGUUUUGGUUGGACCUGAGGCUGGUUUGACCAGAGAUUCAAUUCGAGUUCAAUUCCAGUACGAUGGGAGAAACAUAUUUCUGGUCGACACUGCAGGUUGGUUGGAAAGGACAAAACAAGACAAGGGGGCAUCAUCCUUGAGCAUUAUGCAAUCAAGAAAACAUCUUAUGAGGGCGCAUGUGGUCGCUUUAGUUCUGGAUGCUGAAGAGAUUGCGAGAGAUAGACGGAGCAUGAAACAUGCUGAAGUAGUCAUAGCGCGGCGAGCAGUAGAAGAAGGACGAGGUUUGGUGGUGGUUGUGAACAAGAUGGACCUUCUAAAAGGGAAACAAAAUUCAAAGAUAUAUGAGAGAGUCAUCGAAGCUGUCCCUGAAGAAAUUCAGACCGUUAUACCCCAGGUCUCAGGGAUACCCGUGGUAUUUGUUUCUGCACUGGAAGGAAAGGGGCGGAUUGCUGUGAUGCGCGAGGUUGUUGAUACCUAUGAAAAGUGGUGUCUCAGACUGCCAACAGCUCGUCUUAACCGCUGGUUACGCAAGGUUAUGAGCAGACAUUCUUGGAAAGAUCAGGCUGCUCAACCUAAAAUAAAGUAUUUUACUCAGGUGAAAGCCCGACCACCUACUUUCGUUGCAUUUGUGAGUGCGAAGACGCGACUAUCAGAUACAGACUUGAGGUUCUUAACAAAAUCUCUGAAGGAAGACUUCAAUUUGGGAGGAAUUCCUGUCCGAAUAAUGCAGCGUACUGCACCAAAAAAUUCUGAGGUUAAAACUGUUGUCAGCAAGAACAAAUUGGCUGCAGGAAGAACGUCCGAAAGAGUAGUUUCCGACAAAAGAAGUAUAUCCGUGCUCUAG
This is a messenger RNA of Fraxinus pennsylvanica, 1905 nucleotides long. NCBI's taxonomy places the organism in Eukaryota, Viridiplantae, Streptophyta, Magnoliopsida, Lamiales, Oleaceae. The record is from the annotation of a GenBank genome assembly.